AUGGAUUUACCCAUCUACCGCGAGCAUUGGACUCAGGGGCGAGAGGACGUCAAGUUGGACAUCCGCUACGAGUACGGCGUGUUCCGCUUACUCCAGGAACCGUUAAUCGUCGUCCAGCACCGCGACCAGAACUGGAGCCAGUACCUUGCCGGCACCCAGGUGGAGCCGUUGCGCCUCUUUGACAGUGAAGGCAACACUGUGGGGUACAUGCGCGAGAACUACAGCCUCGGGUCGCUGAUCAAGCUGCUGGUGAUCCACCGGGGGCUGAGUGACCGCCCGUUCUCAGUGGAGGUGUUUGAUAAGGAGUGGAACCUCGUAUUGUACAUCAAGCAGCAAUCGAGCUGGGACAAGAAGGAACGCAUCAACGUCUACAUUCCUGGCCACGACCAGUUUGGCCGGUUCCAGGCGAAGCCGCUCGGGUGUGUCGACAUCACCGGCCCAUUGGCUAAGCGCGACUACAACUUGAAAGUGUAUGACGUCGCGGAAGAAAAGUUCGACUCAUUUGGUCACAUCAUCACCAGCCCCCGCGCCCUGAAGUUUGCUGUGCGCACGCUCGUGCCCGGGGACGCGGUGGAGACGACCAUGGCCGGCGUCGAUAUCGACUGGAACGGGCUCAAGCGAGAGGCAUUCAAGCGGGUGCCCAUCUACGCCGUGAGAUUUGAUUUGCAAAACCUGCCCGGGGUAGAAGAGAUCUACCACAACAUCGAUGGCAACCUCAUGUAUGACAUGCGGGCAGUGCUUUUGGCAGCGGCGAUCUCGUUGGAUCAUGCCUACUUCUCGAAAUUUAAGUGA
Messenger RNA from Diutina rugosa, 792 nucleotides. RefSeq lists its product as uncharacterized. NCBI's taxonomy places the organism in Eukaryota, Fungi, Ascomycota, Pichiomycetes, Serinales, Debaryomycetaceae. Gene Ontology annotation, biological process: plasma membrane phospholipid scrambling. The record is from RefSeq and is a predicted model, not a curated record. The transcript has a single exon. Gene Ontology annotation, molecular function: phospholipid scramblase activity. Bases 1 to 792 code for a protein of 263 amino acids.